GUUUAUUCUCAGUAGUUUCUGAGAAACUGCUCAACUUAUCCCGUAAAGGCGUAAAUGUUUCUCUUUUAUGUUUUUUCAAAUUUCCUUAACAACUAUUCACGUUUGAUUCGUCGCUAAAGAUCGACUAUGAGAUUUUUCCUCUCUGCUUUUGGCUUCCUACUUGGAAUCCUGCUCGUUUCAGCGGAAGAGCAUGGAGAUGGAAGCCGUUCGGCUAUCAAAAUCGGCGUAGUUCUUGACCUCAAUUCGCCGACCGGCGCAGCGAUUAAUUCGUCUAUGUCCAUGGCUCUUUCCGACUUCUAUUCGUCGCAUUUGGAUUACCGGACGAGAAUAGUUCUCGACACCGUUGACGUUGAUACUGAACUAGACGCCGUCUCUGCAGUGCUACAAUUGCUUAAUACUGAAGAGGUUCAGGGCAUUGUUGGAUCUGAAGUUUCAACUGAAGCCUUUGUUGCAGAAUUAGGAAGCAAAGCUCAUGUCCCCUUGAUUUCAUUAACUCCAAGAAGCCUCUCUCAUGUGAACAUUGCAAGUCCUUACACGAUUCAGAUUACACCUGAUGAUUCAUAUCAAGCUCAAGCUAUUGCGUCCAUUUGCAAACAAUUCAAAUGGCUCGAAGUUGUGAUUUUGUAUGAGGACAAUAAGUAUGGUAACCAAUUUAACUCUCAACUAAUUAAGGCACUCCAAGAAGUUGACAUCCACACAGAGUACAUGAUUUCCUUGCCUCCAUCAGCUCAGUUGGAUGAAAUUUCAACACAACUUAAUCUAUUGAAGUCAAUCCAAACCAGAGUAUUUUUGGUUCAUGUGAGCACUUCUAUGAGAUCUCACAUUUUUCACCUUGCGGAAAUAUCGAGAAUGAUGAUCGAAGGGUAUGCAUGGAUAUUUACCACUGACAGUUUAUCCAACAGCUUGAGUUCCAUGGAUUCAACAGUUACCAGUUCAUGGCAAGGUGCUGUGGGAAUUAGGCCAUAUGUGCCCAAUUCAGAAAAUCUUGAAAAUUUCAAAGCUAGGUGGAAAAGUAAUAUGUUUCAGGUGACUAACAGAGAGAUUACGGCAGAGCUAAAUGUAUGCAGUUUGUGGGCAUAUGACACAACUUGGGCUUUAGCAAUGGCAAUAGAAAAGAUCUAUGAGACAAUGGAUGGCACCUUCAAGAAGGUGAGCAACGGGAAAAGCAAGGAUGAUGCUAUAGAUGCUGUUAGAUUAGACACAGCCUACAAGAGUCCACACAUCAUGAGGAGUUUGAGGAAUGAACAUGCGCUCAACCUCACCUUUGACUUUACAAAUGUUAGAGUUUCCAAAUUUGGUGCAAAGCUUCUACGUGAAAUGUUAGACAUGAAGUUCACAGGCUUGAGUGGAGAGUUUAAAUUAGUUGAUUACCAAUUACGGCCUUCAGCUUUUGAGAUAUUCAAUGUGAUUGGAAAUGGAGAGAGAACACUAGGCUAUUGGUUGCCAAGCAAAGGAAUAAUUAGAGGAUUAGAUCUAAAUUCUGAAGAGCUGAAAACUGUAAUAUGGCCUGGAGUUUCACUGUCAAAACCAAAGGGUUGGGGUGUUCCUCAUACAGGAAAAUUGAAAAUAGGAGUUCCAAUCAAACAAGGUUUCACUGAAUUUGUUAAGGUUGAAGUGGAUCCAUCAACAAAUGAAACGAAGGUGGUAGGAUUCUCAAUAGAUGUUUUCCGGUCUGUUUUGGAAAAGUUACCUGUACAACUUGAUUAUGAGUUUCUCCCAUUUGUAAAUGAAAGUGGACAUAAUUUGGGAAUCUAUGAUGAUCUCGUUCAUAAAGUUGCAGAGAAAAACUAUGAUGUUGUGGUGGGAGAUAUAACAAUUUUGGCGGAUCGAGCUUCAUAUGUUGAUUUCACACUACCAUAUACUGAAUCAGGAGCAUCUAUGGUAGUAAAAGUUAACCAUCAAAAGAACAUGUGGUGUUUCUUAAAGCCAUUGACAUGGGAUCUUUGGGUGACAGCAGCUGCGUCAAGUAUAGUUUUGGGAUUGGUUGUUUGGGCCUUAGAACACGGAACCUUGAAGGAGAAGGCUGUGGCGCUCUUCAUGUCAACAACAGGGACUUUGAGCAGCAACUAUUCGAGGUUUGCUUUCAUUAUGUGGUUGUUUAUCGUCCUCAUCUUAACACAGAGCUACACAGCAAGACUAUCUGCAUUGUUAACAGUGGAUAAACUAGAUGAUUUCAAAAUUUCCAAGGACCACUAUGUCGGAUACCAACAAGGCUCCUUUGUGAGAGAUUUCUUAGUAACCAAUCUCCACAUUAAUGACUCCAAGCUCAGAGGAUACACAACCAUAGAGCAGUAUCAUCAAGCAAUGGUGAAAGGAGGCAAACAAGGAGGCAUAGAUGCUAUUUUUGAUGAGAUCCCUUACAUAAAGCUCUUCCUUCGCAGAUAUGGUUCUCAAUACAAAAGGGUUGGACCAACUUACAAGUCCGAAGGCUUUGGCUUUGCAUUCCCGCAUGGCUCGCCGCUGGUUCCCCACUUCUCUAGGGCAAUACUAAGGUUGAUUCAAAGUGAAAACAUGAGCAGAAUUGAGAACAAAUAUUUCGGUGCAGGAUCAUCGUCUAGUGUUGGUUCUUUUUCUCUGGUGUCUCAAGGCAAGAGUGUUGGUGCCUACAACUUUGGUGCUUUCUUCAUUCUGAAUUUCGUCAUCAUUAUAUUGGCCUUAUUCUAUAGGAUCUUAACUGAAUAUAGAAAAAAAUAUGGCAGCAUCUACUCCAAAGAUCCCAAGAUUACAGCAUUUGAUUCACCUGCGAACGAUUUGAUGCCUUGUCUAAAAUGCUCAAAAUAAGUGCCGCAUGAUCCUGCACAGUAUGGUUUAAUUUAAAUAAAUUAAACCGUUAACAUGAUAAAUUGUUGUAUUCUCUCUCUAGAUGCCCUGCCGGGCUGUACAAGGUUUAGUCUUAGCUAAGUGAGGUCUCCGGUCUCCCUAUUUGAGUUGUAACCAAAUAUAGGCUGUCUGAUCUGCAGGAUCCAUGUGACUUGCUUGGUCAACCAAAUUAACCUUUGGGUUAGGGGUAGUGAAAUCAUAGAUAGCAGUAAUGGUGUGUAUCUGUAUAGUUUUAUAUAGUAAUACAAGGUUUUCAAAAGCUUA
Messenger RNA from Ipomoea nil (Japanese morning glory), 3084 nucleotides. Its product is annotated as glutamate receptor 2.8-like. Gene Ontology annotation, molecular function: signaling receptor activity; ligand-gated monoatomic ion channel activity. Bases 127 to 2781 code for a protein of 884 amino acids. NCBI's taxonomy places the organism in Eukaryota, Viridiplantae, Streptophyta, Magnoliopsida, Solanales, Convolvulaceae. Gene Ontology annotation, cellular component: plasma membrane. The transcript is spliced from 5 exons. The record is from RefSeq and is a predicted model, not a curated record.